Sugiyamaella lignohabitans is the source of this 4017-nucleotide messenger RNA. It is a transcript of the gene YCF1, whose product is annotated as ATP-binding cassette glutathione S-conjugate transporter YCF1. Lineage: Eukaryota; Fungi; Ascomycota; Dipodascomycetes; Dipodascales; Trichomonascaceae. The transcript has a single exon. Bases 1 to 4017 code for a protein of 1338 amino acids. The record is from RefSeq and is a predicted model, not a curated record. Gene Ontology annotation, biological process: transmembrane transport. Gene Ontology annotation, cellular component: membrane. Gene Ontology annotation, molecular function: ATP hydrolysis activity; ABC-type transporter activity; ATP binding.
AUGUUAUUGUGGUACUGGCUUGUUGCAUUGACAAGUAGCUCGUUAAAAUUGACCAAUUCGCUACUUGAUGAAGAGUAUAACAGCUCGCUCCUUCUAUUCCUGCUGAGAACAUUUGUUACUGUUAACUCUGUAUUUGUGUUUUCUCUUGAAUGGCUUGUUCCUAGAAUCCGUAACAGAAAUGUUGACAAGGAUCUUCGUAAUGCCGACAUUUUCUCAAACUUGUUCCUCCUUUGGCUGAAUCCUUUGAUUAACACCGCUUUUAAGACUGAUAUCACUGAGAGAGACCUCCCUGAAAUGGAGGAUUCUUUUUCUACUUCAGAAUUGAGUGAUAAGCUUUUGGAUCAUUGGAACAAGAGCAGUAGAAAGGGUGCCGUUGGAAUGGCAUUUACAAUUGCAAGAACAUUGAGAUUAGAGCUUGUUGCUCUUAUCGGAGCCGGUUUUGCUAUUGAUAUUCUCACCUAUAUCCGUCCUUUCCUGUUGCAGAAGAUUUUGUUGUUUGUUCGUGAGUACAACAACGACCGUUCUCUACCUCUCUCUAUUGGUAUAUAUUGGACUCUUUUGAAUGGUCUUGUUUCACUGUGGAUUGUGUUUCUGCAAAACCGAAUUGGUCUGUCUGCUGUUCGUCUCAGUGUCGGUGUCAACGGUGCCAUUUAUGGCUCUGUAUUUGUCAAAGCCCUUAAAUUGUCUGCUAGAUCAAGAGAAACUAAAACUGCAUCUCACAUUAUUAAUUUGAUGACUACUGAUUUGGGUCAAGUAAACAAUUGUAUGCAACAACUGCUUCCUCUGUUUACCACCCCCUUGGAAAUCGUUUAUUGUUUUAUUGUGUUAUACAGCUUCCUUGGCUUCAGCUUUUUCGGAGGUGUUUCAAUUAUGAUCAUCGUUGUUCCAUUAAAUGCAUAUGUAUCAUCAAAGUUCAGACAGUUAACUGUUGAUUUGAUGAAAGCUAUAGAUGAGCGUGUCAAGAUUACAACCAGUAUGUUUUCGAAUGCCAAGAGUCUCAAGCUGUAUGCUUGGGAGGGCCCUUGGUUAGAUCGUUUGAAGGAAGCUAGAAAUGAGCACGAGCUCGUACUUCGUAAGAAGGUUAUGUUCUGGCUUACUAUUCUGACUGGUAUUUGGAGUAUUGUUCCAUAUUUCAUUGCUGCCGGUGUUUUCGGUGCAUUUUUAUACAUGGAAGAUCGUCCCUUGACUGCCGAUAUUAUCUUCCCCUCAUUGUCAUUAUUCAAUCUUCUCAGUGGUCCUUUGAUUGCUAUCCCAUAUGGUAUUACCAUGUUGAUUCAGUCCAAGGUUUCCUUCCAGAGGUUCGCUGAUCUUCUUUCGGCUGACGAACAACCCACCGACCAACUCAUUCACUUGCCACCUGUGAAUGAUCCUAAGAGUAAGUUACCAGUUGUCAAGUUCUCAAACACAACCGUUAGCUGGUCUGAGUCUGAAGAUGCUGCUGUAGCUCUUGAUGAAAUUGAUUUUGAAGCCUACAAGAGACAACUACUCUGUGUCAUUGGAAAGGUUGGAGCCGGAAAGUCGGCUUUGGUCAAGACUCUCUGUGGUGAGUUGUUCUUGAAACAAGGAUCAGUAUCAAUUAGAGGAAACAUUGCUUAUGUGCCUCAAGAACCUUGGCUCCUUAAUCAAUCUGUCAAGGACAAUAUUCUUUUCAGAAACAAAUACGACCCAGAGUUUUAUCAAAAGACCCUGGAAGCUUGUGAUCUGGUCUACGAUAUCAAGAACCUUCCUGAUGGCGAUGAAACUGAAGUUGGUGAGAGAGGUAUUAGUCUUUCUGGUGGCCAGAAAGCUCGUGUGUCACUUGCUAGAGCAGUAUAUGCCCGUGCCGAUGUUUAUGUCCUUGAUGAUAUCCUUUCAGCUGUUGAUGAGCAUGUUGGAAAGCACUUGAUUGACCAUGUUCUAGGAAAGCAUGGUCUUUUGGCUUCGAAAACUAUUGUUCUCGCUACAAACAAUGUCAAGGUUCUGGCCGAAGCUGAUAACAUUAUCUUGAUAGAGGACAAAAAAAUUAGGGAAUCUGGCAGUCCUUUGGAAACCAUUGGUAAAAAGGGUCCCAUUUAUGAGCUUAUGAAGGAAUUCGGAGCUGCUCAACAUGAAACUGUGGAGGAACUCAAGGAGGAAAUCGUCACAGUUGCCGUACAAGAGGAACCCGAGGAGCAAUUUGAUGAUCUUCGUCGAGCUAGUAUUGAAUCGUUCAGAUCUAUUUCUGAAGAGGCUACAAAAGAGUUGGAGAGACGAAAGAAGUCACAAGACGCCGUGGAGUCUGGUGCUGUGAAGUCGUCUGUGUAUCUGCGUUAUUUCCAGGCGUCGGGUAUUGGUCGUGUUACUUUAUCUGUUAUUAUGAUUAUCAUGGUUGGUGCUCUUACCACGUUAGGAUCGGUUUGGCUGAAGUUGUGGUCUGACCAAAGUAUUACUGGUGCUACGUCAGAGUCACUUUAUUAUCUGGGUGUCUAUGUGCUAAUUGGAAUUGUGUAUGGAGUUAUUCACGUUAGCAGUACCUAUAUUGCACAGGCCAUUGCAGGAUUGAAGGCAGCUGAAGUCCUUCAUGACAAUAUGGCUCAAAUGGUUUUGCGUUCGCCUAUGUCAUUCUUCGAACAAACACCGUUGGGUCAGAUUUUGAACAGAUUUACUACUGAUAUCAACGAAAUUGAUAAUUCAGUUGCUAACACUUUGGCUUCUACUUUCCGUGUGCUCAUGACCAUGUUUUUCGCUGUUUUGGUUGUCUGUUAUUCCACCCCCAUUGUUACCAUUGCUGUAUUACCAGUUACUAUUCUUUAUUGGUACUAUCAAAAGUUUUACCUUGUGGCAUCUCGCCAACUUAAGAGAUUAUCAAGUGCUGCAAGAAGUCCUAUGAUGGCCAAUUUUGAAGAAAGUGUCAAGGGAAUCAAGGUCAUUCGUGCAUUUGAGAAAGAUCGUCACUUUAUCCACGAGAACAAUAUUCGUUCCGACCUUGUAUUGAAGACAGUCUCCCAUGCGGCAUCCGUUGAUAGAUGGCUCGCAUUAAGACUAGGUAUUAUGGGAUCGUUGUUUGUCCUUUUCACGGGUAUAUCCGGUGUUUAUAUGGCCAAACUGGGUCUUAUGACCGAAGGUGUUCUUGGUCUGGGUAUGUCUAAUGCAAUGAUUAUUACAUCGCAGCUAUGGAUGGUGGUGCGCCAGUCUAUUGAGAUUGAAAGAAGAGGUGUGACUAUCGAACGUAUCUUCCAAUACCAUGCAUUGAAGAGCGAGGCACCUGAAAUUGUUGAAAAUAACAGACCUCCAGCCUACUGGCCAUCAGAGGGUCGUAUUACUUUCGAUAAAUUCAGUACCAGAUACAAGGAAGGAAUGAAGCUUGUCCUCAAAGAUAUCAAUUUGGAUAUCAAACCAAGAGAAAAGAUUGGUGUUGUGGGAAGAACUGGUGCUGGAAAGAGUACACUUACUCUUUCAUUGUUCAGACUUAUUGAGCCAGCCAGUGGCACAGUUGUCGUUGACAACAUCAAUACCAACGACAUUGGUUUGUUAGACCUAAGACACAACAUGUCCAUUAUUCCUCAAGAUGCUCAGAUUUUUAGUGGUACUGUCAGAGACAACUUGGAUCCUUUCCGUGAGCGUGAUGAUACCGAUUUGUGGAGAGUUUUGGAGUUGUGCCACUUGAAGGACCAUGUUUCUGGAAUGGAAGGUGGUCUCGAUGCUGCAUUGGCUGAUAGUGGUGAAAACCUAAGUAAGGGUCAAGCACAGCUCAUUUGUCUUGCAAGAGCUUUGUUACACGACUCAAACAUUCUCGUCCUAGACGAAGCUACUGCUUCAGUAGAUGUGGAGACAGACAAAAUCAUCCAACAGACUAUUCGUACUGAGUUGAAACACAAGACUAUUAUCACUAUUGCUCAUCGUCUCAAUACAAUCAUGGAUAGCGAUAGAAUUGUGGUGUUAGAAAAGGGUGAGAUUGCUGAGUUUGACAGCCCACAGAACUUAUUGGCCAAACCAGAGUCAUUGUUUUACGGUUUGUGCGAAAAGGCCGGAUUGGUUGGCAAUGAAGAUAAAAAUUGA